AUGAAUGUCCACUUCCAAGAUGUGCCUUUGACAAGUGGAGGUCUUCUUGGGGUCAUCUUGGCCCUGGUGCUGAGAUGGUGGAGGCUCACCGGCAAGCACACCCUCGUCCAUCAUGUUCUCAGCAUCACUGCUAUGUUUGUCGUGUUGGCCAGCUUCGUGGCCAGCGCAAGCCUUCAGCGUAGCGACCGGCGCAUGGUGGCGAACAGGAUCGGGAUCAUGGCGUCGUGCUUCCUGACCGCGCAUUGGUACAGAUUUCACACCUUCCUCGGCCUUCCAGGAUUUUCGAAGAUGUAUUCCCUUUUGGAGCAGAGAUUCCUUCUGCUCAUCAUGGCCAGCUACUUCUGUCUGAUGGAGGUCGACCGCAUCAGCUGCUUGUCCUGGGAGGAAGAGACCUCGCAGCUCCGGACAGGCUUCCGAGGCUCCAUCGCGCAUGCCACAUGCUCCAAGCCGGACGACGCCGUGCGGAUUCAUGCGGAGAUCGGCGCCCAAACAAACGACGUAGACUACGCCAUCCACGUGCUUCUGACUGCCGGGAUGUCCACGCCGACCCUUCGGGACGUCGCCCGUGCAGGUGUAUGGAUUCAGGACGCUGGUCAUGCGGAGAUCGCUGUCCCGGGGCUGGCAUUGGUGCCAUGUACCCUUAUUGCGACACUGAGGCUGUUCGCAACACUGAUACCCUUCAGUAGCUUGCAGUACAUGGCUUGGUACUACAUCGUGUUUCAGUGUCUUCCUAUACUCUGCAGGGCAUUUCUCAUUGUUGUCGUUUGUCGCAGUGCAACGGAUGAGCGCUGCUUCAUACUGAAGAUGAUCACCAAGCUGUGUGUUGUAUACCUCAUUUUCCUCUUCCCCAUCAUGGUCUCUAUGGAGUGGAGGAAAUCACAGGAUGCAGCGGGACCCAUACUGACUUUUGCAGAAGCUGGACUGUUCCUGGCCACGUGUGGCUUCUCCUUCCGCGGCAUGAGGGGUACGCUCUCCUUGCCUGGUGGCCGCUGCCUCUUACAGUUCUUCCUGACUCGAUCCUGUGAUCGGAAGGCCCUCCUGCCUGACUCAGAGAGUGACACCGACUCCCCUGCUUCUUCGCCUUCUUCAACGCCUUCUUGA
Messenger RNA from Symbiodinium necroappetens, 1101 nucleotides. The record is from the annotation of a GenBank genome assembly. NCBI's taxonomy places the organism in Eukaryota, Dinophyceae, Suessiales, Symbiodiniaceae.